Helobdella robusta is the source of this 3627-nucleotide messenger RNA. RefSeq lists its product as hypothetical. Bases 1 to 3627 code for a protein of 1208 amino acids. NCBI's taxonomy places the organism in Eukaryota, Metazoa, Annelida, Clitellata, Rhynchobdellida, Glossiphoniidae. Gene Ontology annotation, molecular function: protein binding. The record is from RefSeq and is a predicted model, not a curated record. The transcript is spliced from 11 exons.
AUGUCCUUCAGAUUCAACUUGAGAAAUUAUGACGAGAUUGGCGUGGGUCUUAAAAGCGGGAACAGUGGUCCUGAUAACGAUAGCGUUAACAAUAACAAUAAUAAUAGUAGUAGUAGUAGUAGUAGUAGUAGUAGUAGUGGUGGUGGUGGUGAUGAUGAUGAUGACGUCGGUUACGUUCAUGAAGAUAAUGUUAAACAUCAUAAGCUAACGAAAGCCAACCACAUCAACUUUUACGAGAUUUUGAAAAGUGAAAUAAAUAACGAGAUCAACAACAACAACAACAACAACAAUAAUAAUAAUAAUAGCAACAACAUUAACAACAAUAAUAAUAACAACACUAACAAUAACAAUAGCAACAACAGUAACAAUAAUAUUAACAACUUUCCGAAAAAUUCUAAACUCGAUAAGGCCAUGCGCAGAGUGAAACUUCGCACGAAUAGUUCUAACGUUAUCAGAAAUAACAACAGGAGGAACAAAUUUUACAACAAAUAUAAUGACAACAAUAACACUAACAACAAAAGUUACAAACUUAAAAAUAGCAAUCGAAACAACGACAAAAUCAACGUCUUAAACAAACGCAGUAUCAGCAACAACAUUGUCAGGAACAACUACAACCUUAAUAACAAUAACAACAACAAAAACAACAAUAAUAUUUAUAUUAAUAACAAUAUUAACAAUAAUAAUAGCAUCAAUAACAUCAACAACAACAACAGCACUAGCGACGAUAUUAACACCACUACCAAAGCAAACAUCACCAUGAUCAAUGACUACAGCGACUACAACGACAAAAAGAAAACAAACAACAUUACUGCUGUCACAAACAACAACAACAACUAUAAUAAUAAUAAAAACAACAAUAAUAAAAACAACAACACCAACAAUAAAAACAACAACAACGUCAAUAGUAAAACUCACAAAAAAUAUUUUUAUUAUCAAUGGGAGACUACGGGCAAGCCAGCAAAAAAUGUCAACCUAUCUCACGCUACAAUAUUUAAUGCUGUCGAAAAAAUAUUUAAUAACAACAACAACAACAAUAAUAAUAAUAACAACAAUGAUAAUAAUAACAACAAAAAUAAUAAUAAUAAUGACUUUGAUGAUGAUAUCUUGACCUUUGAAUUUUGCGCCAAGUUGAACGAGAGUCGAACUAUAGUAACGAGAGGAAGGAGGCUGAUGUUGCCCCUCUUACCCUAUCAGAAGUACCAAAUUUGGAUUCACUCCUACCUGGAUGGCAGGAACCCAACAACGGUUGAGAAUGCUUUCUACAUUCUACCCAAUCAUCUCUUCAACUGCACAUACGUCAGAAUCUAUUUUAAGCCGAUAAAUCAGUUGUACUCCUGUUCAAAGUAUCAAAUCCAGUACAAAGUGCAACAGUACUUUCAGAAUGGUGACGCUGUGCUACUGUUAUCAUCACCUCAGCCUAGCUCGCCCUCAUCAUCAUCAUCAUCUUCUUCCCCUUUCUCCUCCUUAUCGUCAUCAAUGACGUCAUCGUCAUCUUCUUCCUCUUCGCAUCGCCACAACAAUGCUUACAUCGAUAUACUAUUAAACAGAAGUGGAACUGAAACCAACCGGAACAACAAUAUCGUGAUGGCUGCUGUUGUGGCUUUCAGUAAUUUGGGAAUUUCCAAUGAUGCUAUUUAUAACUUCAUUAAUAUUAAUUACUCAGCUGAUUUAGAUUUCGCCAAAAGACUGUUUAUAACUGUUGAAGGAGCCGGAAAUGACGUCAUUAUUAGUUGGUUUAUCAACGACAAUAACAACAAUAAAAAUAACAACAACAACAACAACAACAAUGAAAAUAUGAAUAAUAAUGAGGGUAAUAGUGAUUAUGAUGAUAUCGUCGGCUACACCAUAUUCUACUGUGCUACAGGCAGGAAAACUGGAUCGUGUGUUGACGAUGUUGAGUGGAUACAGAUGAAUGGUGAUGGCAGAGGUACCAAAAACGUUACAAUUUCAUCGCUGCCGUUCAGAUUUUAUCAAUACCAGUUUGGGAUUUCUGUAAGACGUGCGGGUGGCAACACUAGUAUUGUUUGGGCUGACAAGAAUCUCUAUUAUUUCUCCAAUGAAGCGCCACUUUCACCGACCGAUCUGACUGCGAAGGCGACUGCUGGCGACAGUAUCUCCCUGUCAUGGCAACUGAUGCCAUCAUCGUCCUGGAAGCACAAGUCAUGCUUGAUCACCGCUUUCAAGAUUUGCUACUGUCUGAAAAGCAAAGCUGCUGCUGCCACCGUUGUUGAUGUUGCUGUUGCAGCUAGUGGAUCGGCUGCUGACGGUAAUGAUAGGGAUGAUGAUGGAGGAAACUGUUUGGAAACAAGUUCAUUGCCAUCGCCAUCCUCGUCCUUCUCCUACCUCUUCAGCAACCUGACCCCUGACAUCGGCCACAUUUUCUGGGUCAGAUCGAAAUGUAGGUCGGGUCAUCUUUCUCCGGCAGCCGUAUUUAAAAAUAUGUCAGAUCAUCCGCCCAGCAAAGCUCAACUUAAGAAUCUGUUCGAUGAUGAUGACGAUGAAGAUGAUGACGGUGGUGGGGGUGUUAAUUAUUUGGAUCAGUCAUACUCACAAUUGUUCAUCAAUAAGGACAUAUUCGGCAAGUACAGCAACAGUGGCAGAGUCGUCAUCAUGGUGGUCAUGUGGAAUUUUAAGAGUGAUGACAUCAACUUAAAUGUGUUUGAGGCUCCUAGAAACAACAAUAACAUCAACAACAACCACAACAACAACAAUAACAUCAACAACAACAACAACGGCAUCAACAACAUUAACAUUAUCAGUGAUGUUACCAACACAUUUGACAUCCUCAACAAGCUUAAUAUCAACAAAAACAGUGUUAACGUCAUCAACAACAACAUCUUUGGUACAAUUAAUGCAAGCAACAGCAUUAACAACUUCAGCGCUGACAGCAACAACGUCAUCAGCAACAGUGGUUGUGCUAUCAAAGGCAUUGAGUUUAAUGCCAUCAGCGAAAUGAAGGAUGACAGCAGUAAUAACAACAAUUACAAUAACAAGAACAACAAUAAUGUUGACAGUUUUUCUAUUUUUAGUAGAUUUGACGGGAAUGCGAAAUGUAAAGAACUUAGUAGGUACGUGAAAGAUGACGACGACGACAUGAAUAACAACAAUAAGAGUAACAAUAUCAACAACAACAACAAUAAUAAUAAUAAUAAUAACAAUAAUAAUAGUAGUAUCGAUUCUUAUUCUCUACUAUCUGCAGUUGAAAAACUGUUGAAAUCCGCCAAGAAGGGGGGCGAGAACGAAAUGAACGGUUAUGAUAAUGAUGACUAUGGAGGUGCUGAUAAUGAUAUCAAGAAUGAUGACGAUGAUGAUGAUGAUUGCGAUAACGAUGACGAUGAUAGCAAGGACAGUAUCGUACUGAUGGGAGAGCGUCGUGAUAGAUUAGAUUACAGCACCAACAAUGAUAAAGGUGAUGACGAAAGUGAUGUUCUACUGAUCAAGACCAACCACAACAACAACAACAAUGUCGAUGACGUCACUAACAAAACAACAACAAAAUCAACAGCAGCAGCAACGACACCAGUGGCAGUAGCAGCAGCAGCUACAACAGCCACAACAACUAUGGCGAAUGACCCGUAUGUACAACACUCUGCUGUCUUCAGCGCUGAAAUGCUCAUUCGAGAUUGA